This is a messenger RNA of Peromyscus eremicus (cactus mouse), 2580 nucleotides long. RefSeq names its product vomeronasal type-2 receptor 116-like. Gene Ontology annotation, biological process: G protein-coupled receptor signaling pathway. Gene Ontology annotation, cellular component: membrane. Gene Ontology annotation, molecular function: G protein-coupled receptor activity. The transcript has 6 exons. Lineage: Eukaryota; Metazoa; Chordata; Mammalia; Rodentia; Cricetidae. The record is from RefSeq and is a predicted model, not a curated record. Bases 1 to 2580 code for a protein of 859 amino acids.
AUGUCCUCAUGGACUUUUAUCCUUAGGCUUCUCCUGAUUCCCAAUCUUGUAUGUGCCUAUAGCAGCUCUGAAUGCUAUUUCAAAAUCAAAGAAGAUUUUCACCAUGAAGGCGAUGUGAUGAUUGGUGUAUUUUUCCCUAUUCAUAUUGUCUACACAGUCAACAAAAUUCCACAUGAAUCUCUACCAAACUAUUUUAAAGACUUCUACCUACAGUAUAAUUUUAGGAACUACGAAUUUCUUCUGGCUCUAAAUUUUGCUGUUGAGGAGAUCAACAGGAACCCAUACCUUCUAUCAAACAUAUCCCUGGGGUUUGAUUUCUAUAAUCUGCAAUACAAUGAAAUCCAGAUUCUUAUGAAUGCUGCUACUUGGCUCACAGGAAUGAGUAACUUCUUCUGUAAUUACAACUGUCAAAAGGAGACCAAGGCAGCUGCUGUGAUCACAGGAACAUCAUGGAAAACAUCUGCCUACAUAGGGACACUCCUGCAACUCUACAAAUUCCCACAGCUUACUUUUGGGCCUUUUGAUACUGUCUUCAGUGACCAUGUUCAGUUUUCUUCUGUCUACCAGAUGGCCCCUAAGGACACAUUUCUGUCACUCGCCAUUGUCUCUUUGAUGCUUCAUUUCCACUGGACCUGGGUUGGUCUUCUACUCCCAGAUGACCACAGAGGGACACAGAUGCUAUCAGAUUUAAGUGAAAAAAUGGAAAGUAGUAGCAUAUGCAUAGCCUUUGUAGAAUUGAUUGCAGGCACCUGGACUUCAUUUUCUAACAAAUUUUGGAAAAAUCUGGGAAAGAUCCAGGCAUCACUAGCCAAUGUCAUCAUUAUUUAUGGUGACAUUGGUUCUCUACAAGGUUUAAUGCGAAAUCUAGGGCAACAGAUUCUGACACAGAAAGUCUGGGUUUCAAACUCUCAGUGGGAUGUUACCAACCAUGCUGAUUAUUUCAUGAUAGACUCUUUCCAUGGGAGUCUCAUUUUUGAGCAUCACCAUGAGGAAAUGGUUGAGUUUACCAAAUUUAUUAGAAGAGUUAAUCCAUAUAAAUACCCAGAAGACAAUUACCUUCCUAAAUUGUGGUUUUUGUUCUUCAAAUGCCAAUUUUCUGAGCUUGAUUGUCAACUUUUAGAGAACUGCCAACCCAACGCUUCAUUGGAAUUCUUGCCAAGGCACAUAUUUAACAUGGCCAUGAGUGAAGAGAGUUACAACAUAUACAAAGCUGUGCAUGCUGUGGCCCACAGUCUCCAUGAGAUAAGUCUUCAGCAAGUACAAUUACAGCCAAAUGAAAAUGGAAAGGCAAUUGAGUUUUUCCCCUGGCAGCUUCACCACUUCCUGAGGAAGAUUAAUGUGGAACACAACAUGGGUUUAGAUUGGAAACAGAAGUUAGGUGCUGAGUAUGACAUUCUCAACUUUUGGAAUUUUCCAAAGGGUCUUGGACUAAAGGUGAAAGUAGGAACCUUUUCCUCAAAUGCUAUCCAACAUCAACAGUUGUCUUUACAUGAGCAGAUGAUAAAAUGGCCAGAAACAUUUUCAGAGGUUCCUCAUUCUGAGUGUAGUGAGAGCUGUGGGCCUGGAUUCAGAAAAACUGCCCUGGAGGGCAAGGCUGUCUGUUGCUAUGAUUGCACUCCUUGUGCAGACAAUGAGAUUUCCAAUGAGACAGAUGUGGAUCAGUGUGUGAAGUGUCCAGAAGAUCAUUUUGCCAACAAGGAGAAGAACCAAUGUCUCCAGAAAGUUGUCAGUUUUCUAGCUCAUGGAGACCCCUUGGGGAUGAUUUUCACCAGCAUAGCCCUGUGCUUCUCUGCACUCACAACUGUGGUUCUCGGAGUCUUUGUAAAGCACAAAGACACUCCCAUUGUGAAGGCAAAUAACCGGUCCCUCAGUUACACCUUGCUCAUCACACUCACUAUCUGUUUCCUCUGUCCGUUGCUCUUCAUUGGUCAUCCCAACACUAUCACAUGUAUCCUGCAGCAGACCAUAUUUGGAGGUUCAUUCACUGUGGCUCUUGCCACUGUCUUGGCCAAAGCUAUUACUGUGAUUAUUGCCUUCAGGGUCACUUUUCCAGGGAGAAUGAUGAGGUGGUUAAUAGUAUCAAGAGCCCCAAACUUCAUCAUUCCCAUCUGUUCUCUCAUCCAAAUUGUUGUCUAUGGGAUCUGGCUAGGAACCUCUGCACCCUUCCUUGACCAAGAUGCUCAUGCAGAAUAUGGACACAUCAUCAUUGUAUGCAACAAGGGCUCAGCUAUUGCUUUCCAUUGUGUCCUGGGAUAUCUCUGCUUCUUGGCACUUGGGAGUUACAUCAUGGCCUUCUUGUCCAGAAAUCUGCCUGACACUUUCAAUGAGGCAAAAUUUCUGUCCUUCAGCAUGCUGGUGUUCUUCUGUGUUUGGGUCACCUUCCUCCCUGUCUACCACAGCACCAAGGGAAAUGUCAUUGUGGUUAUGGAAGUCUUCUCUAUCUUGGCUUCUAGUGCAGCACUUCUUGGCUUCAUCUUUGCCCCAAAGUGCUAUAUUAUCUUGUUACGACCAGAUAAAAACUCACUUCAUUAUAUGAGGGAAACAAACCAUUCCAGAAGAAGUAAUACUCUCAAAACCUAG